UAGCUCGUGGCGACCGCUACGCCGACGUACGCCAGUGUAUAAGUGACGUGUUGUGUAGUGAAACGAAAUACAAUUGUGUGUGUGUUUUGUGAAUUUGUGUGUGAAAGAUGUUCCACGAUAUGACGUCGAGUUUUAACAAUAAGUGUCGGUUUAAAUUAAAAUACAUCGUAGUGAUGUGAAGUGUUAUAAUAGUGAUGUGCCUGUGACAUGUUCGUGUAAUCGAUAACCAUGAUGCCGUGGCCGGCUCUAUGCCAGCUGGUCGCCAGUGCGAUAUUGGCUGCGACCAUCACCAUGGCGGCUAAAAAUGUUCCGAUGUCAUCCAUCGUGGCCGUAGCUGGAGAGCCGGUGUACCUCCCAUGUGACAUCGCAACACAAGAUGAAGAUGAUGCCGUGCUUCUUGUGUUAUGGUAUAGAGAGGACUUGGGCACACCUAUUUACAGUGUGGAUGCAAGAGAAAAAGACUUCGGGGUAGCUGAGAGAUGGUCAGACGAGAGUGUGUUUGCAUCGAGAGCGUAUUUUCUCCCGGAGAGAAGACCGGCAGAGCUCGGAGUGGAUCGCGUACGAGCCACCGAUCAGGGCAUAUAUCGCUGCAGGGUCGACUUCAAGCAAGCUCAGACUAGGAAUUCAAGGAUAAAUCUUACUGUAAUAGUGCCUCCUAGCAAGGUGAUAAUUACUGAUGACAAGGAAGAUGUAAAGCAAGCCAUCGUCGGUCCUUAUCUAGAGGGAGACACCUUCACGCUCAAAUGUGACGUUCUUGGAGCUCGUCCCCGGCCAUGGGUGAAGUGGUACAGAGAUGAGGUGGAAGUAGAUACUCCAGCGACGCCAUUAGCUGGUAACGCGGUGCGUGGGGUUCUAAGAGUGGGGCCGCUUACAAGGGCUGAUGUUAGAGCUACGUUCACUUGUCGAGCUUCCAACCACCCGCGGGCACAUCCCAUUGAAACUACCCUCACUCUUGACAUGAACUUUCCACCUCUGAGCGUCCACAUACUUGGCUCGAACCAGCCGCUAUCAGCGCGGAGGAGAUACGACCUGCUCUGUCAGAGUUCUGGCUCGCGACCCCCGGCAUCCAUCACCUGGUGGAAGAAUGGACAUAGAAUAAAUAACGCAAAGGAAACGUUAUCAACGGACGGCAAUACAACGACGUCGACAGUAUCGUUGCAGUUGACAAAAUCUGAUGCUGGGGCGAAGCUAGCAUGCCGGGCAUCAAACCCACAAAUGCAAUCAUUACCACCACUGGAAGAUGACUGGAUAUUAGACAUUCAAUAUGUCCCUGAAACUGUGGUGCGGUUGGGCACCAAUUUGGACCCAAAGAACAUUCGAGAAGGCACAGAUGUGUAUUUUGAUUGUAUCAUAAAGGCUCAUCCAUACGUCUACAAGGUUGAAUGGAGGCAUAAUAGUAAACCACUUGUCCAUAAUGUUGGGCAAGGUAUAAUUAUCAGCAACCAGUCCUUGGUUCUCCAAGGGGUUGGUAGAAAAACAGCAGGCAACUACAGCUGCGUAGGUUUCAACGCCGAAGGAGAUGGUGAAAGCCAACCUUUCAAUCUAGAUGUCUUGUAUGCUCCGACAUGCCGAAGUUCCCAGCAGCGUGUUCACGGGAUUGCGAAACAGGAACGCGCCCACAUCACAUGUCACGUAGACGCAAACCCUCCUGAAGUUAGCUUCCGUUGGACGUUCAACAAUACAGCAAAUAGCAACGAAGUAAGCGAUAGUUACAUAUCCCGCGCGGGAACCAGCUCUACAGUCACGUAUACGCCACAUACGGAAAUGGAUUACGGAACUCUAUUGUGCUGGGCUCAUAAUAGAAUCGGCAAACAGAGGGUUCCGUGCGUGUAUCACAUAAUUGCGGCAGGCCGCCCAGACCAGGUUCACAACUGCACAGUUGUGAAUGCAUCACUUACGACAUUCGGGGUUCGAUGCUCCGAAGGUUUCAACGGAGGCAUGCCACAAUCUUUUCUUCUCGAAGUUCGGGAGAUUGUAACACAGGAAAUAGUUGCGAAUGUGUCAAGCGCAGUGCCCCGGUUUACCGCAGUCGGCUUGGUCCCGGGCAGAACGUAUGCGGCCGCAGUGCUGGCUUAUAACGCGAAAGGCCGAGGUGAUCCAUAUCCAUUACGAGCCAGCACACUCAGGCCUCCGGAGAAACAUCAUGUGCAUGAUAAAAGUUUGGAUCUGCCAAGAACUGCAUUCCAAAUGUCUGGAGCAAUGUCAGCUGCGGUUGGUGGAGGUAGUGUCCUCAUGGUAGUUCUGGUGAUCUUCAUGAUCGGAGUCAGGCAGAGGUGCACGAAGAGGAAGCCCAGGUCGGCUCCACCGACGUCAUCGCAGCCAGGCUCACCUGACAAGUUGCAAGAGAAAGAUGACAGUGAAAGUGAUGACAGGAAUCCUGACAUCAUACCAUCAGAUACUGAUCAUAUGCAGCAGUUGGACUAUUAUCGCCAGCAGCAAGUCUCGACUAUAUCACCGCCGCCGGGAAACAGAAUACCCCGGGGGAGUGUGGCGGGCGUCCGAGGAAGCAUACCGGGUUAUUGUCCUCUUCGAACAGCGCCGCAGCAUCACACUAUGAUGGAUAAUUCGACGCAGCAGGGUAUUCCUCCACCUGUGGGUUUCGCUAGUGGAUCAUGUACAUUGCCUCGAGGUUCCAGCGCGGGGAUUGCCGGGGGUCCAAUGGGCGAGCGAUGUAUACCAAUGCAACAUCUACGUACAUUACCACGACCGAUGCCAACUCCAACAGCAAUGCCGAGACAUCCACCUCGAGACACGCCCCUUUGACAGACGACCCAGCUCUAGGAUAUGUAAAUAGUGUUUUGAAAUGGACAUUACGGUUUCGGUGCAACAGCAGUGAACGUAGCUUACAUUUUCUACUUUGCCAAGAUAUUCCCAUUCGUCUAUAAGGAAUUCCCAUAUUAUUUUAGUUAGCCUUUUUAUUUGAUAGAUCAUAAUAUGUUGAAAUCACAAUUUUGUUUGAUUCCUAUUUUGUACAAACACGACUCUGCAAAUAGCUCCGUUUACGGUAAGCAAAACAUGUUUUCAUACUAAAUAGUGGUAACAUAUUUGUUAUCUAACGGCCGUUCCCAAUAUACUAUCUACAGAUAGAGAUAAAUUACAACCUUCUACUGUCAGUAAUUAGCUUUCUACAAUCUGAAGCUGUCACAAUAUUCCCGAUAACUCAUUCAUAUCGCCUUAUAUUGGGACGCGUGAAUUGCAAUUUCAAUACAAACUUCUAUCGCUGGUAAGCUAUACGUCAUCCCAUUAACAGACAGCGUGUACCGAUGAGGAGUUACCGUCGAUAAGUUUAUUGGGACUGAAAAGUCAACGAUAGUUACGAUUUUUAUCUCAAGUAAGAGAUAGACUGAAUAUUGGGAACGGCCGUAAAACAUUGAAGAAUAUAUUAUAAUACACUUUGUGGUAUUUCAAAGUA
Molecule: messenger RNA, 3412 nt
Organism: Leptidea sinapis
Lineage: Eukaryota; Metazoa; Arthropoda; Insecta; Lepidoptera; Pieridae
Gene: side-VII
Product: hemicentin-1
Exons: 17
Coding region: 229-2763 (844 amino acids)
Molecular function (GO): protein binding
Source: RefSeq, a predicted model, not a curated record